CACCGUAGGAGUUCAGUGCCGUAUCCAAAAGCAGAGCGUGCUUUAGUCGCAUAGCAGCAGCAGCAGCCACCAAUAAACCCGAAAGGCCAGCCACAGAAGCGAAUUGCUUUAAAUUAGAUUUCUAAUCACCCCAAAACACACAACAAAAAACAAAGCAAAAUGUCUUCAAGUACGAGCAUCGACAAUCCCAUCUAUGGCCCCUUCUUCGGUGUUAUGGGCGCUGCAUCCGCCAUCAUCUUCUCAGCACUCGGCGCCGCUUAUGGCACUGCCAAGUCUGGUACCGGUAUUGCUGCCAUGUCGGUGAUGCGUCCUGAACUGAUCAUGAAAUCCAUCAUUCCUGUGGUCAUGGCGGGUAUCAUUGCUAUUUACGGUCUGGUCGUCGCCGUCCUGAUUGCCGGCCAACUCGAUGUUCCCCAGAAUUAUAGCCUGUACAAGGGCUUCAUUCACCUGGGCGCUGGCCUGUCCGUCGGUUUCUCGGGCAUGGCGGCCGGCUUCGCGAUCGGCAUUGUGGGCGAUGCCGGUGUCCGUGGCACGGCACAGCAGCCUCGUCUGUUCGUCGGCAUGAUCCUGAUUCUCAUUUUCGCUGAAGUGUUGGGUCUCUACGGCUUGAUUGUUGCCAUUUACAUGUACACGAAAUAAAUCAAUCAAUUCAACACACGCCCAACAA
Messenger RNA from Drosophila navojoa, 667 nucleotides. It is a transcript of the gene Vha16-1, whose product is annotated as Vacuolar H[+] ATPase 16kD subunit 1. Gene Ontology annotation, biological process: proton transmembrane transport. NCBI's taxonomy places the organism in Eukaryota, Metazoa, Arthropoda, Insecta, Diptera, Drosophilidae. The record is from RefSeq and is a predicted model, not a curated record. Gene Ontology annotation, molecular function: proton-transporting ATPase activity, rotational mechanism. Gene Ontology annotation, cellular component: proton-transporting V-type ATPase, V0 domain.